Molecule: messenger RNA, 801 nt
Organism: Lactuca sativa (garden lettuce)
Lineage: Eukaryota; Viridiplantae; Streptophyta; Magnoliopsida; Asterales; Asteraceae
Source: RefSeq, a predicted model, not a curated record
AUGAACGCAAAACCCACAUCCUUCGACGACACUGGAAGUGUUAUUGCCCUGACUCAAUGGAUUGAGAAAAUUGAGUACAUUUUCGAAAUCUGUUCCUGUUCCGAAGCCAACAAAGGAAAAUUCGCCGCUUGCACUUUCGCCAACAGGGCAUUGACCUGGUGGAAUGGUCGGGUCAAAUCUCUAACCCUACCAGUGUCAAACGCUAUGGGUUGGGAGAGUUUGAAGGAAAUUCUACUUGUUGAGUACUGCCCUCGGGUCGAAUUGCAAAAACUGGAGCACGAACUUUGGAACCUAAAGAUGAAGGGUUCCGUUGUUGCCGCCUACACUUCUAGGUUUGAAGACCUAGCGCUCCUCUAUCCGGGAAUGCCAACUAAGGGAAAUGUUUUGGCUGCGAAGCCAAACACCUUCGACAACGCUAAAUGCCUGGCACAAACUCUGAUUGAUCAUGGAGACAGUCUCGGUGAAGUGGCCACCGCUCCUGAACCGGAAAAAAGGAGUGCUGACAAAAGAAAAUUCUGGAAACAGAAGAAAGUUCAAUCUUCGCAGGAGCCCUCGAAGAAGCAGCAAACAGUAGCAGUCCAAGCUGCUACUACCCCUAUUGCUACUGCUUCCACUCAAGCACCUACCAGUAGAUAUGUUGGUACCUUCCCUCGGUGCGACAAGUGCAACUACCAUCAUCUCACUUCCAGCCCAUGCCGUGAGAUGCUCUACAACAACUAUGGCAAAAAGGGCCACACUGCUCGAAACUGCAAAUCACCAGCAAAAAGUUAUUCCGUCACUGUAACCCAUUUCCGUUUGUGA